Molecule: messenger RNA, 1650 nt
Organism: Plenodomus lingam JN3
Lineage: Eukaryota; Fungi; Ascomycota; Dothideomycetes; Pleosporales; Leptosphaeriaceae
Biological process (GO): fatty acid beta-oxidation using acyl-CoA dehydrogenase
Cellular component (GO): cytoplasm
Molecular function (GO): flavin adenine dinucleotide binding; acyl-CoA dehydrogenase activity
Source: RefSeq, a predicted model, not a curated record
AUGGGGGAGAAGCGACGUUCCUGUUGCGCCUGCCUCGCUACCUCGGCAUCUUUCCCGCUGGGGGUUUAUUUGCGGGGGAGACCUAUGGCCGAAGCUCGCCUCCUCAGAACUCGCCCGCCUAAGGCGAGUCGCUCUUUUAAAUUCACUUUGGGAUACCUGUUGCCUUCCAAGUUCAGAUUCAAUUUCAGAUUCAAUUUCCAACCUUGGGCCGUGAAGAUGUCUGUCCCUUACGAUCGUGCCUUCGAUCUGCUCAGCAAUAGCCAGAACGGCCAUAUUCCUGCUUCCCAGCGUAUCCCCGUCAUCGCGAGGCCGUUUGUUAGUGAGAGGGCGGCGAAGACUCUUGAUAUUGUCGAGAAGUUCGUCGAAGAGGAAUGCAUUCCCGCGGAUGCCGUCUACGUGCGCCAGAUUGGCGAGACGACACAAGAGCGCUUCAGCUCGCACCCAUCCAUCAUUGAGGACUUGAAGAAGCGUGCACAGGAAUUGGGCUUGUGGAAUAUGUUCCUGCCCAAGGCUCAUUUCAAGGAGGGUGCUGGGUUCAGCAAUUUGGAGUAUGGGCUCAUGGCUGAGUACCUGGGCAAGUCAAGGACGGCUAGUGAGGCUACCAACUGCGCUGCCCCGGAUACGGGCAACAUGGAAGUCAUUGCCAAGUAUGGCACCGAGGCUCAGAAGAGGCAAUGGCUUGACCCUCUGCUCAAGGGCGAGAUUCGCUCUGCCUUCUUGAUGACAGAGCCUCAGGUUGCGUCUAGUGAUGCUACCAACAUUGAGAUGACCAUCAAGCGUGAUGGCGACUCGUAUGUUCUCAAUGGACAGAAAUGGUGGUCUUCAGGUAUCGGUGACCCCCGCUGCAAGAUCUUCAUCGUACUGGGCAAGACGGACCCCAACAACUCGGACAAAUACAAGCAACAAUCCGUCAUCCUCGUUCCCAACACUGCCCCAGGCAUCACCAUCCACCGCAUGCUGUCCGUCAUGGGUUUCGACGAUGCACCCCACGGCCACGGCCACGUCACAUUUACCAACGUGCGCGUGCCCGCCUCCAACAUGGUCCUGGGCGAGGGCCGCGGCUUUGAGAUCAUCCAGGGCCGCCUAGGACCCGGCCGAAUCCACCACGCCAUGCGCAGCAUCGGGUCGGCCGAGAAAGCACUAGAAUGGUUCCUGGCGCGCAUCAACGACGAGCGCAAGAAGCCGUUUGGCCAACUCCUCAACAAACACGGCAUCAUGCUCGAGCGCGUCGCCCGCUCCCGCAUUGAAAUCGACGCCGCCCGCCUCGCCGUCCUCAACGCCGCCAUCCAAAUCGACCAGACGUCGGCCAAGGGCGCGCUCAAGGAAAUCGCAGAAGUCAAGGUGCUCGUCCCCGAGGUCAACCUCAAGGUCAUUGACUGGGCCAUUCAGGCCUAUGGUGGCGCCGGUGUGUCUCAAGAUACCCCUCUUGCAAACAUGUACAGUUCUGGGCGCACCAUGCGCAUCGUCGAUGGGCCGGAUGAGGUGCAUCUUUUGCAGUUGGGACGCAAUGAGAAUAAGAGGGGCCCCGCGCAUAAAAAGCGCAUCGAGGCGCAGCAGAAGAGGGGUGAGGAGUUGUGCAGACAGUAUGGGAUUGAGCCGAGGGAUCCGCUGUAUUUGAAUCGUGUGAGUGGGAAUGUGAGUAAGUUGUAG